AUGGCUUCUCGAGCUUCGCUGGGCUCAAGAGCCUUGCAAGCUACCCGCCGUCAGGUUUCAGUUGCCUCGUUCCAGCGCAGAGGCUUGGCCGCAGCAGCUUCCGGCAGUUUUCAAUAUGAGACUGGGGAUUCUUCUGGCAUCAAAUAUGCCAGCAGAGAUUUGCCUGGACCUACGACGACCUUGACUGUGGUCGCCAAAGCCGGCACAAGAUAUCAGCCCCUUCCCGGGCUCUCAGAUGUGCUUGAGAAAUUCGCUUUCAAGUCAACCACCAAGCGAUCGAGUCUGCGCAUUACCCGCGAAUCCGAGCUACUGGGUGGCGAUCUGUCUGCCUACCAUUCCCGCGAGAACCUCGUCCUUCGAGCCAAAUUCCUCCGCGAAGACCUGCCAUAUUUCACAGAGUUGUUGGGAGAAAUAAUAAGCAAGACACGGUACACAACACACGAGCUCGAUGAGGAGGUGGUCCGUGUUCUCAAACUUGAGCAGAAGGGCCUUCUCGCUAGCCCGUCGUCACUUGCGCUUAACUCUGUGCACGCCAUUGCCUUUCACCGCGGGCUGGGCGAGCCAUUGCAUCCAACCUCUUCGACGCCAAUCUCAAAAUACCUUGACACCAGAACGAUCGCCGAGUUCAGCCGCGCUGCCUAUGCCCGGUCCAAUAUCGCCGUGGUCGCCAACGGUGCAAGCCACUCGGAGUUAUCCAAGUGGGUGGGCGAAUUCUUCACCGACGCUGGAAAUGGCUCCCAGGUGUUCGACCUCUCGAGUCCCUCUUCGCAAUAUUAUGGUGGCGAGGAAAGAAUUGCACACAACUCAGGAAACGUGAUGGUUCUUGGUUUCCCGGGUUCAAGCUCGUUCACAGCUGGAUCGUCGUUCAAGCCGGAAAUCUCGGUCCUUGCGGCGCUCCUUGGAGGAGAGUCGAGCAUCAAGUGGUCUCCAGGCUUCUCUUUGCUGUCUCGAGCUGCCAAGGAUUUCCCACAGGCUCACGUAUCUACUCAGCACGCCGCCUAUUCAGAUGCAGGGCUUCUGUAUGUCACCAUAUCUGGAGACGCGUCUCACGUCGCGAAAGCCUGCAGCAACGUAGUAGAGGCGCUGAAGAAGGUCGCCGCGGGCGACGUUGCAGAGGAGGACAUCAAAAAAGCGACAGCAUUGGCGAAAUUCAAGGCCCUCGAAGCCGGUCAACAGACUGAUGCUGGCCUCGAAGCUACCGGGUCUGGCCUGAUCACGCAAGGUAAAGCGUUCCAGAUUGAUGAGAUCGGUGCUGCAAUCGACAAGGUUACUGGGGAGAAGGUGAAAGCGGCGGCCAAACAACUACUCGAUUCGAAGGCGUCUGUGUCAGCAGUUGGAGACUUAUUCAUCCUGCCAUAUGCCUCCGAGAUAGGUCUGACUGUUUAA
Capronia coronata CBS 617.96 is the source of this 1386-nucleotide messenger RNA. Its product is annotated as ubiquinol-cytochrome c reductase core subunit 2. Lineage: Eukaryota; Fungi; Ascomycota; Eurotiomycetes; Chaetothyriales; Herpotrichiellaceae. The record is from RefSeq and is a predicted model, not a curated record. Gene Ontology annotation, molecular function: metal ion binding. The coding region runs from base 1 to 1386 and encodes 461 amino acids. The transcript is spliced from 4 exons. Gene Ontology annotation, cellular component: mitochondrion.